CGUUUCCCUCCAUUCUGGUGGGGUGCAACUUACAGGCCUUUAAGCCUCAAGAGACGAUAGCAAUAUCUCACAGUACAGUGAUCAGGGUGAGUAUCUGGCAUGGUAGCCAGUAAGUCUUGCAGCAAAUUUUGGAGCGUGAAGGAGUGGCCAAGGGUGAAGAUGACGUCACGCCGUCGACGUCGAACGAGACGCCACACUGCAGUGCAUAAUGGGACGGGCCGAAAGAUGGCGGAUUUUGACGAGUUGAGGAAUAUGGUUUCGAGUUUUCGUGUCUCAGAGCUUCAAGUGUUGUUGGGUUUUGCUGGUCGUAACAAAAGUGGUCGUAAACAUGAACUCCUUGUGAGAGCUCUACACCUUUUAAAGAGUGGCUGUAGUCCAGCUGUUCAGAUUAAGAUUAAGGAACUGUACAGACGCCGUUUUCCUAGAUCUAUUGAAAGCCUUGCUGACUUGUCAGCUAUAAAGUCUUCAGUGUUCUCUUUGGACAAUAACCUAUCAAGUGACUCUGAGUUAACCUCAAGCAUUGCGCAUUCUUCGGCAUCUGCAUCAGCCACACCUCAGUCCUCAUCUCCAUUGGUUAGCUCUGUGCUGCUACAUGAGACUAAGCCAAACAUAGAAAUGCAAGAGGCUUCUCCCUCCAUCCAUCCUGUCCAUCCAGAUGUCCAACUGAAAAGCAUACCGUUUUAUGAUGUACUGGACGUGCUUAUUAAACCCACAAGUCUGGUGCCGUCAAACAUUCAACGAUUCCAAGAAAAGUACUUCAUCUUCGCAUUGACUCCUCAGCAAGUAAAAGAAAUAUGCAUUUCUAGGGACUUUUUGCCAGGUGGAAGAAGAGAUUAUAUUGUGCAGGUUCAAUUGAGGUUUUGUCUCGCAGAGACUAGCUGUCCACAGGAAGACAAUUAUCCUAAUAAUUUAUGUAUAAAAGUGAAUGGAAAACUUUACCCACUACCGGGGUUUACGCCACCACUUAAAAAUGGUGUUGAGCAGAAGCGACCUGGUCGGCCUUUAAACAUCACGUCGCAAGUUAGACUGUCAUCAGCUGUACCCAAUCAAAUUUCAGUUUCUUGGGCACCAGAAAUGGGAAGAAAUUACUCAGUGUCUGUGUUCUUGGUGAAGCAACUGACAUCGGCUGUAUUACUGCAGAGGCUGCGGAACAAAGGCAUCAGGAAUUCUGACCAUUCCAGAGCACUUAUUAAAGAGAAGCUGACUGCAGAUCCUGAUAGUGAGGUUGCAACAACAAGCCUAAGAGUUUCGUUGAUGUGUCCAUUGGGGAAGAUGCGCCUGAUAGUCCCUUGCCGUGCAGUCACCUGUACACAUCUACAAUGCUUCGAUGCUGCCCUCUAUCUUCAAAUGAAUGAAAAGAAGCCCACGUGGAUUUGUCCAGUGUGUGAUAAAAAAGCAUCCUAUGAUAGUUUGAUAAUAGAUGGUCUGUUUAUGGAAAUCCUGAAUUCUUGUACAGAUGUAGAUGAGAUUAAAUUCCAAGAAGAUGGCUCCUGGUGUCCAAUGAGGCCCAAAAAGGAAUCUUUAAAACUAUCCAAUGCACAGUGUACAAAAGUUGAACUUUCAUCAACUCCAAAUGUAACCAACAAGACUGCUUCUGCAGUGCCGACUAGUGAAGCAAGUAACAACAAGAGGGCUGAAGUUAUAGAUCUCACCAUUGAAAGUUCCUCUUCUGACGAGGAAGCAGAACCUCCACUGAAGAAAAGGUGCUUAUAUCCAGCAGAUACAGAGGACACUAGCAACAAAGGGGUCCUUGCCUAUCAGCCACCUGCAGUUCGGUUGCCAAAUGCCACAACAGUUGAUACAAGUUUUCUGCCUCAGUUAGCAGACUAUCCAGCCACAUUCCAUCACUCAACAAUGGCCCUUCCACCUGAGAUUCAAAAUCUGGACUUUUUCUCAUUGUUUCAGAGCGAUCCACAGUACUGUCAAUCUAUAUUUCUGGACAAUCUCUCCACUGCUGUUGGAUCACCUACUGUGACACCCACCACUGUGGGUGGAAGCAUCAUCUCAUCAACCCAGCAUCAUGAGGGCAGCACCAGCAGCCGAGCAGAAACUGGGGUGAUAGCAGGAGGCGGUGGAGGCAACAGCAUACCAGACAUCAUCUCUUUAGAUUGAGUUUUGCAUAGACUUGAUUUUGUAUUCAAGAGCUGAAUGGGGUGGUUGCGGUCAAGAAUGAAACUGCAGCCGAGAACACACACUCAACAUUUUGUGCAUUCUCCACAAUGCUGCCACUUUUUUCAUUUGUUUUCAAAGUAUCAAGAACUUUGUUGACUGGCAGCAUUCAUAGGGUGCUAGUGCAGCGCUUUCUUGGAAUGGGACUGGCAACAUAAAUGGAUGACAGAAACUGAGACUGAAAUCCUUGGCUUGAAUGAGCUUGAAGUUUGAUGGAAGCAGAGGAAAAUGUUGUAAUGUUUCGUUGCGAUUAUUGUGGUGUAGUUCCAUUUACAGCCAUUGUUGAAAUUCACAGCAACUUUUUAUUCUUCUAUUGACUGAAUUUUCAAGGCACCCCACCCACCCCAAAAUAUAUGCAUUGUCUCUGUAACAGUUCAAAUAAUUGGUGCUUUAUUGUGAAGUAUACUAUACUCUCAGUUACUGUUGAAGAAUCUCUUUCUUUCACAGUUGUUGGGGUGUUAAGUACUGUAAUUCUGACUCAAAUGCAAUAACUGAGCCAGAUGUUAAAAUCUUUAGUAUAAGAUUGUAGUAACCAGUUCUGAGAUGUAAUUCUUUAUCAAUGAUUGAAUUACAUCUAAGCAUGUACAGUGUUUCUAGGAUGGAGAAAAUACUCUUCUUUUUAUGAUUUGCAUUCCUUUUGUAAUUUUAAUGCAAUUUUCUCUACUCUUUUUCAAAAAGGAAGUAAUUAGGAAUACAGAUGGGAAAAGCAGGGAAUAAGUCUGCAAGCAAACUAUACUUCUGACAAACAGUGCAUGGUGUUGAUUAAAAUUAGGAACAAUCUAAUUUCAGUACCCAUUGAUCUGGCUGAUUUGAGACAACAUCAGUGCUGUGUAAUGUCUCAGUGAUUCAGGAUAAGAGAAAAUCCAGUGACUUCUGUUUAGAAGUGGAAAGAAAAAAGAACUGUAGGCAAGAUUUAAUAUGCACUGUCCAAUUUAAUAUCUACCUGGCAGUCACUAUCUGGUCUCCUACAUAAACAGUGGCAAUGCAGCUGAGGUAAAUGGACCACCAACUCUGGACAGCAUCCCAUUCCUCUACUGUUUUAUAGUUCAAGAUAGGAGAAAAUUGGGAGUAAUAAAAAUGUAAUCAUUAAAUCAUAUACACUUUGAUUACUUUCUCUUGCCCUCUGCCGCAGCCCUCCAUUUGAGUCUGAAACAUUGAUGAAUAUGGUACAAAAUGGAAGUCUGUUAUUUUAGUUUUAUGGGAACCAGAUAGGAGCAGACAUCUGAAGUUAUACAAUAUUUGGAGAAAUCCUAAUAGAGUUGUUUACAGCUGUACCCUAGAGUUUCUGAUUUGGAUACCAACUCCAUUUCAGAAAAAGUAAUAAUUCUAACCUGGAAGGGACUAGUACUUGAGUGCCAGGACAUGCUGAAAUAGUUGGUGGUCUUUAGUUUCUAGCUCACCUGAUGAACUAACGUGGAUAAAUGUGCCCAGUACUGUGGUAAGCGAUGUAGUCCAGAAGGUUCAAUGUACAGUUUCUAGUCUAUCCUGAGCUUGUUGAUCACAGCCAGACUAUUUAUUGUGGUAUUUUGCUUGGUCUCAUCCCUAAGCUAAAUGGGGGUUCUCAUUCAAUGGCCAUUAAAUGAAUCCUCCAAAAUUUGCCCAGGUUAAUGAGCCUUGGAUAACAGCACAGUGUUUGCUCUGCAGUUUUCUGUGAUAGAAGAUGGUGCCUGUUGAACUGCACCCCAGUAAUAGUGCCUUCAGGAGAGAAUGAUGGAGGAGUUAGCAAAAAAAAGGUUUUCGUUGAUUUGGUUGAAUGUUCUAAAUUUAUUUUUGCAAGUGUGCAAUUCUUUUUUAAAAAAUCAUCUUGGCUGCAUUGACUGUGUCAAAAUAGGUCAAACCUAUUCUUCAUCUAGCUUCUUAAAGUAGGGCAAAGCAUUUAUCUAAAGAUGUUUUCUGGAUUUUCUAAAGGAAGCUGUCAGAUUUCUUUUAAAAGAAAGUUAAUAUUUUGAAGCAAUUGAUGUUGUCUCUUUUGUUCUGCUGUGGGGUUUUCAAUAAAGUUCUUGUGCCACUAUAUUCUUCUAUGCUAAAGAAGUCUUGGAACAUUAUAAAUUUGGGACCUAAAAACUAAAAUGUCUUCUCUAAAGCCCAAGAUCUUUGUGAUGAUGCUUUUUUCUUGGGGUUGGAAUGUAUGUGUGUGGUGCUCCAGUUUUCUAAAAAAAAUUGUUACUGGGACGUGGACAUCACUUGCUGGAGCAACAUCUAUUGCCUAUCACUAAUUGCUCUCAACAAAGCGAGCUGAACAUUGAGUUGUACCUUUGUUUCCCCGGGACUUGCAUUAUAAAACUUAGUUUUAACCUAUAUUUGCUUUAGCACUCAAGUUUUUUUUUCCAAAAUUGAUGCAAGAAAUGUCAGUACCUUGUGAACUUUGCAAUGUAAAUCUGCCACUGACAGACCUGUAGUGAUUGAAGUAAAUGUUGGAGCCAUAAAUGAUUGGAUUGUGAAUGCUGUGAUGCCACAG
Messenger RNA from Stegostoma tigrinum, 4627 nucleotides. It is a transcript of the gene pias2, whose product is annotated as protein inhibitor of activated STAT, 2. Gene Ontology annotation, biological process: regulation of transcription by RNA polymerase II; protein sumoylation. Lineage: Eukaryota; Metazoa; Chordata; Chondrichthyes; Orectolobiformes; Stegostomatidae. The transcript is spliced from 14 exons. Gene Ontology annotation, molecular function: SUMO ligase activity; zinc ion binding; transcription coregulator activity. Bases 100 to 2112 code for a protein of 670 amino acids. The record is from RefSeq and is a predicted model, not a curated record.